CACAGUGGUGGAUCUCUCUGAGGAGAUUGCAGUCAGAUUUUUUGAGUUAAGUCAGUACUACUACAGUGGCCACCCCACCUCUCAUCUGAUGUUAUGUAAGACAUUAGAGGACCCCACAUCAGUAACUUUCAAAGUCAUGGCUGCUACUUUGCUUCUCCUCACAAAGAAAAUGCAGAAAAAAGGGAACUUGUGAGUACUAUUAUUCAUUCUGGUGUCUCCUCUUUGACUCUGUUACAAAACCAAACACAAAACAACACACCAAAAAGGUUAGAGUACCCAUCACUUCAUCUUCCACCCAAAACCCUCCUCAAGCAAUCCCUAUCCCUCUAAGAUCCCAACAUAGUAGCUACACUUCAUGUUCCUCUCAAUUCUCUUCUUAAAUAUAGGAUCACUUACAUAACCCUCUUCAUAUAUAUUCUUACAUAUCUACUUUUUUCUCCUCUUUCUCUAUAAUUGUUCUUUUCCCUGAGGGUUUGUGAUUUGUGUUCCAAUGGAACAGGGUCAAUGUUGGACCAAGAGGAAGUACUCUUUGAGCUCUAAUCUUACUUCACCAACAAACCCUUCCUAUGGAGACUCAUGGGAAGAACAAGCUUUUGCAGAAGAUGCUGCUAAUUCUCUUGGUGGCUGCAUAUGGCCUCCGAGGUCAUACUCUUGUAGCUUUUGCAGAAGAGAGUUCAGAUCAGCACAGGCUCUAGGUGGCCACAUGAAUGUUCACAGAAGGGAUAGAGCAAGACUAAAGCAACAACCCUCUAGCCCCCACAAUGAAAUUCUAUGCCAUGACCUUGAAACUCAACUCCACAAGCCAGUUCAAAGUCCUUUUGCUUCUUUCGGUGGUUUCCUAUACCCUUCUCCAGUUUGUGGAUUGGCUCAUGAGAAAACUAACCCUAAUUCUGAUCUUGAUUUUGUUGCCUCACCUUCAUCAUCACCCUCUCCUUCCAAGGCCUUGUUAGCUCCGUCAGUUAAUGGUAGCAGCUGCAGAGAGGAAACCAUGAUUCCACUUUAUGAUUCCUCUAUUCUCCACAAGAUUUCUCCAGUCCAUAAUUCUUCUGAAUCAUGGCCAAAUUUAGCUGAAGAUCACAGAUUAUAUUCAUGUAAGUUCCACCCUCAAGCUGAUACUAAGAAACCCUCCAAGGGAAUAAUGGAUUCUAGGUGUAGGGGUAAUAAGAAGGGUAAUGAUGAUAGUGAUGGGGCUAUGAGCUGGAAUUCAGUUGUGUGUAGAACUCACACAUCUUCACAGUUUGAGAGUACUGAAGAGGCAGAUCAUAUCAUCAGUUGCAAGAAGAGGAAAACAGAUGCUUCCUCAACUCUAUUUCCCCCAAAGUCAAGCUCUGUUGAUAGACAUCAUAUGCAGCCAAAGAUGUUUGAACUUAACCCUAGCUCAAUGGAAGAGCUAGAUCUGGAGUUAAGGCUUGGUAACAGGUCCAAGGUAUAGUAAGUAGCAUAAAUAGAAAACCACCCCACUGUCAAUGAAUAUAAUUUCUUCAAAUUUCUUCUCUUUAUAUGUUCAUCCUAGUUUGUUUUCACUUGUUUUAAUACCUUACAAUUAAGGAAGCUUUUCAUCAUGUUUGAAUAUUGGAUCUCUUGAGGGCCUCAUAAUAUAUAUCUGCAAGGUGUCAUGAUAACAAUACUGCAAUUAUAUUGACAGGCUUGUAAACUUUCCUCCUAGUAGAUAGUGUCGCCAAACGGUGGAAUUGUCUUGAAUAAAAGCAGAUUACAUGACUUUGUAAUUCAUGGUUCCAUCGGUUUUUACUACGAUCUUAUCAAAGCUUUGAAUACUACAAAUAUUAAUUC
Molecule: messenger RNA, 1791 nt
Organism: Cajanus cajan (pigeon pea)
Lineage: Eukaryota; Viridiplantae; Streptophyta; Magnoliopsida; Fabales; Fabaceae
Source: RefSeq, a predicted model, not a curated record